Molecule: messenger RNA, 2217 nt
Organism: Nipponia nippon (crested ibis)
Lineage: Eukaryota; Metazoa; Chordata; Aves; Pelecaniformes; Threskiornithidae
Source: RefSeq, a predicted model, not a curated record
AUGCCUUGUCCUCAAAACCGUGUGGAAGAGCGAUGUUUGGGUUCUGAAAAAUUUCCAGCAGAUGCCGAGGUGGAGAUCCCAACGGAGGUACCGCAAGAGGAGGUCGCUGUGGAGAAGCCGGCAGUGCCUGAAACGCCCUCGAAGGGUCUGGAAGAGGACGUGAAAGAUUCAGGGAACGGUGGCCAGGGAGCGGAGGAGCCAGGGAAGGCGACGAUACCAGACGUCUGCAGAGCAACGGCGCAAGCGGAUCCCAGCUGCGCGGUCGCCUCCCCGGGAGAGCCGGUGGAGGGCUCCUGCGUGGGCCGGACGGCGGCCUGCCAGCGGAACUCCACCCGGGAGAAAUUCUACUCCUGCCCCGUCUGCAGGAAAAACUUUCUGCUGAAGAUCAACCUCGUCAUCCACCAGUGGAGCCACAGCAACUGGGUGCCCUACGUCUGCGCGCACUGCGACCGGAGCUUCAUGUCCAAGAAGAAAAUGCGGCGUCACCUGCAGGCCCGGGCGGCCAAAGGGUUCUGCGAGCCCUCGGAGGUGGAGGAGUGCUCCAGCCGGGCGCCAUGCCCUGCCUCCCAGCCCCGAGCCCCGAGCCGGGACUGCGGCACCGUGUGGGGGAAGCCCGGCCCCAACAGAUACCCGCUGUCACCUGGGAAAAUGAUGUAUACGUGCAACGAAUGCAUGGAGAACUUCUCCAGCCAGAGCUUUCUGAUCCUGCACCAGCGCCGACACACUAACCACCACCUCAUCCUCUGCCCCUGCUGCAACAGGAGCUUCACCUGGGUCUCUGACUUUGUCCGCCACCACCAGACCCACACGGGCGAGCGGCCCUACCAGUGCGGCGUGUGCCAGAAGACUUUCAAGCGGCACUACCACCUGAACGUGCACCAGAGGAUCCACGUGCGGCAGGAGGGGCCGUACCGCUGCGGGGACCAGCUCCCCGUGCCACCGGCACCCCCGCUGGGCACCCAGGCCCGGCCCGGGCACCGGCGGAGACGAGCCCAAGGUAACGGGGACGAGCCCCGGGUGCCAGCGGUGUGCGAGGAUGACUCGGCCAGUUUGCCGGAGCAGGAGUGGGGGAGCUCGGAGAGCCGGCAGAAGGAGCUCUACAGAAUCGCGACGGAGGGGAAUUAUGAAGCUGUGGUCUCUCUUGGGCCCGGGGACGCCAGCUCCAAACCCGCUCUGCUGCCGCCGGCCGAGGACGGGGACGAUUUGGGUACGAGGACCCACGGGCUGCCGGAGAAGGGAGCGGUGUCGGGGCACCUUGGCGGCGGUGAGAAGAUCGUGAUCAAGACAGAAGAGCAGCAGCCCCAGGAGGAAGGCUCUGAAAUCCUGGCUCUGACGCAGGUACCGUCAGCACGACUGGAAGAGGAGGCUCCCCUGGGCCGGGAGCAGCCGGCGCCCUGGGAGAGCCACGCUGGCGUGGACGAGAAGGCAGCAGGAGAGGGCUUAGGGGAGUUCUGCAAACAUGGGAUUGCCCAGCCCGAAUUUAAGCCCGUGGUGGUGCCGGUGGAAGCUCACCCUGCCCCGGGCUUGCCCUUCCCAACAGAGCACGUGCUCGGCGUGGGGACUGACCAGCCGUUCGCCCUGCCCCAGGGAAUGGCGCUGGGAGAAGACACCACCGCAGAGGCGGCCUCGUCACAGCCCGGCUCGGAGGAGCUUCGUCCCUGCGCCGCGGGGGAAGAGCCCCGCGUGCUCCCGCUGAGCUGGAAGAGCGCCCGGCUGAAGCGCAACCUCCUGGCGCUGCAGCAGAGCGCCCAGCUGAAGCGCAACCUCUUGGCGCUGCAGCAGAGCCAGGUGAGGAAGAGCAACGGCUCCUUCAUCUGCACGGCCUGCGGGAAGAGCCUGGCCCACCACGCCGCGCUGCUGCGGCACCAGCGCCUGCACACGGGCGAGCGUCCCUUCCAGUGCCCUGCCUGCGGGAAGAGCUUCAACGAGAAGUCCAACCUCAACAAGCACUACCGCAUCCACACCGGGGAGCGUCCCUACCGCUGCAUCGAGUGCGCGGAGAGCUUCCCCCAGAAAGCGUCGCUGGAGGAGCACCAGCGCCGGCACACCCAGCAGCGGCCCUUCCAGUGCAACGGCUGCAGCAAGAGUUUCCGGCACCGGCAAUCUCUGAACCACCACCAAAAGGUCCACGCCGUUGCCAGCUCUCCUGCCGUCAGCUUGCCGAACCACGACCGGGAGACCAGCCCCUGCAAAGCUUUGACCCAGGAUAAUCCCUAA